UAAAUUGAUUUUUCAAUUGAUACCAUCGUGUAUGGAUGUCAGACAGCAAUGUUUCGUCCCAAUUUACCUUUAGGGCCUGUUUCACCAGUGACUGAUAAAGUUCCUGAUAGUUUAAUCACAACUUAUCUGAUAGAUAUCUCAUUUUAUACGUUUCACAAGUGUCUGAUAGUUAUAUCUGGUUCAUAAGGUGGUUAGUAACCUAAUAUUCAGUUUUGGCGCGUGAUAAAUACUAUCUGACAGAUUUUAACGAUGGAUUUAUUCGAAUUUAUAGAAGAUGAGUUUGAUGAAUAUCUAUUAAAUCCUGUUAUGCGCCCUCGCAGACGCCCUGUAAUUAGAAAUCGGCCAAAUUAUUUCACUGAACUUGAUGAAACAGAUUUCAGAGCUCGAUUUCGACUCUCUAAACCAUCUGUUACUUAUGUAUUAUCUUUGAUAGAAGGAAACAUAACUACAGUGACCAACUUUAAUUUCGCUAUAUCACCUAUGAAUCGAUUGUUGUUAACGCUGCGCUACUAUGCUACAGGAUCAUUUUUAAUAACAUCUGGAGAUUUUAGUGGUGUAAGCAAAGCUUCAGCUUCUAGAAUAAUUUCAAAAGUAUCCAGAGCAAUAGCAGAACUGAGACCAAGAUUUGUAAAAUUUCCAAUAAACCUGCAAUCCGUGAAAGAGGGAUUUUAUAACAUAGCAAGGUUUCCGAGAGUGAUAGGAACUAUAGACUGCACCCAUGUCAAUAUUAAAUCACCAGGUGGAGAAAUUGCUGAAUACUAUAGAAACAGAAAAGGCAAUUUUUCUAUAAAUGUACAAACCGUAGUCGACUCCGAUUUGAAAAUAAUGGACAUAGUGGCAAGAUGGCCUGGUUCGUGCCACGAUCAAAGCAUUUUCAAUAGUUCACAAAUCAAGUACCGAUUAAUUAACAACGAAUUUGGAAAUAAUUUUCUGUUAGGAGAUAAAGGUUAUGAGAACACACAUUAUUUAUUAACACCGCUACACAACCCCAUUACGCAAGCUGAACAUUUUUACGAGUCCCAGAUAAGAACACGAAAUACAGUUGAAAGAUCAUAUGGUGUAUGGAAAAAUAGAUUUCCAGUUUUAUCUAGGAAAAUCACAUUACACUAAACAAAGGUACAAGCCAUAAUUGUGGCUUGUGCAGUGCUUCAUAAUAUAGCAAUAAUUUGUGGCGAUGAAUAUUUUGACAACAACGAGUUACCAGCUGAUGAUGUUGACGAUUAUGUAUACAUUGACACAGGCAGAAACAAUAGGAAUUCUGUGAGAAACAACAUUAUAGCAAAAUAUUUUACUACUUUAUUAAAUUAAAAACUAAUAUGGCUUCUACUUUUUAGAUACUUUAUUAAAAUAUAAAAACUGAA
This is a messenger RNA of Leptinotarsa decemlineata (Colorado potato beetle), 1361 nucleotides long. RefSeq lists its product as uncharacterized. The record is from RefSeq and is a predicted model, not a curated record. Lineage: Eukaryota; Metazoa; Arthropoda; Insecta; Coleoptera; Chrysomelidae.